Molecule: messenger RNA, 783 nt
Organism: Thrips palmi
Lineage: Eukaryota; Metazoa; Arthropoda; Insecta; Thysanoptera; Thripidae
Exons: 4
Coding region: 173-700 (175 amino acids)
Source: RefSeq, a predicted model, not a curated record
CGAGAUUGGGCCCAGUCUGCCUCUGCUCAUCGUCGGCCAUGCCCAGGGUGGCCAUGCCGCCGUCCGGGGUUCCACGGGUUCGACUCCCCGCAGGGCUUCUUCGCCUCCGCCCCCCGCACCCCACCCCUUCCCCGCGCCUCGUCGCCGCCAUCGUCCUCGCUCUCUGGGGAUUAUGUUCUUCGCGCAUCACCGAAGUGACGCGGCCCAGGUCAAGUACAAGACCAUGAUCCGCAUGGAGCGGUACGGCAACUGCCCGGAGUUGCCGGACCCCCUCAACAAGUUCAACUUCUCGGAAGUGGUCCCGUACGGCAGGACGCAGGUGGGCAGAGGGACCUUCAUCAUCACGGAGACGUACAAGAAGUUAACGAGGACGGUGGCUCGGAUCCACAAGUGUACCGACAGGAACGACCCCAACUGCGAGCUGUUCCAAAACUGGCGCUUCGGCGAGGAGACCUGCAACCUUCUGCUCAUGAAGAACGCCAUCUGGACCCCGCUCUUCGACUUCCACCCGUCGCUCUCGUGCCCGAUAAAACCGGGAGUGUACCAAAUGGAGAACGUGACGGUGGACAUCGACAGGCUGAAGAUGAUCCAGUUCCCCGAUAAGGGCUACUUCAAAGUGAGCAUCAUGCUGGACGGGGACAAAAUUCCCAAGGUCACGUGCUUCUACUUCGAGCUGACUUUCAUCAAAGUUCGAGCGUGAAACGCCAGGGGCGCCAGGGGAAGGAGGAGGGUGUCUGGAAGCGUCUGCUCCUCGCAAAACACGGUUUAAAUUUAAAUAAACUU